Bufo bufo (common toad) is the source of this 928-nucleotide messenger RNA. Its product is annotated as zeta-crystallin-like. The coding region runs from base 1 to 528 and encodes 175 amino acids. Gene Ontology annotation, molecular function: NADPH binding; quinone reductase (NADPH) activity; mRNA 3'-UTR binding. Gene Ontology annotation, cellular component: cytosol. NCBI's taxonomy places the organism in Eukaryota, Metazoa, Chordata, Amphibia, Anura, Bufonidae. The record is from RefSeq and is a predicted model, not a curated record. The transcript has 5 exons.
AUGAGACACUUCAUUCCUGUGGGGAUAGCGGCUUGUCAGAUCGCCAGGGCCUGCGGAUUCAAAGUGCUAGGCACUGCCAGCACCCCUGAAGGGUUAAACCUGGUCUUACAGAAUGGAGCCCACAAGGUGUUCAACCACAGGGAGAAGGAUUACAUCGAGAAGAUCAAGGAGGCUGCAGGAAGAGAAGGGGUUAAUAUCAUCCUGGAGAUGUUGUCCAGUGUUAACCUCGACAAGGACCUGAAACUGAUAUCGACUGGCGGCCGAGUGAUUAUUAUUGGCAGCCGAGGUUCUAGUGAAAUAGACGGCAUGGACUCGAUGCGCAAGGAGUCCAGUAUCAUCGGAGUUUCAGUUUUUAACUCUACUAAGGACGAUGAGAAGGAGGCGGCAGCUGCGCUCUUCUGGGGAAUGGAGAGCGGGUGGCUAAGGCCAUUGAUUGGGCCGGAGUAUCCAUUGGAAAAAGCAGCUCAGGCCCAUGAAGACAUCAUCCAGAAGAGCGGCGCCACCGGCAAGAUGGUCCUUGUCAUGUAAGCCGCCCUCUGUGCGGGAUUUCAGAUUUGGAGGAUCACCUGGAGCUUUAUACUGCAGUUCUUUCUUGAUCACUGGUUGCUCCGAUGAGAAGAUGGGGCAGAAAAUACUUUAAAAAAAGCAUAAUUGCCAGCAUUAAAAGUUUUCAAACUUUUUAAAGGGGUGUCAUUUUUAUUACAUUUUCAUGUAAGACUGGAUACACAUUUUGCAGCCCUAGUGGCCUGGAGCUGCCUAUAUGUGAAAUCACAUACACAUGGUGUACAGGACCCAUAUUAAAGGGGAGAAGAUGAUGGGUCACCAGUUCCUUAAAGGGCCUCUGUACCUAUGACGCUGGCUGACCUGUUACAUGUGCGCUUGGCAGCUGAAGACGUCUGUGUCGGUCCCAUGUUCAUAUGUGCCCGCA